Molecule: messenger RNA, 3846 nt
Organism: Epinephelus fuscoguttatus (brown-marbled grouper)
Lineage: Eukaryota; Metazoa; Chordata; Actinopteri; Perciformes; Serranidae
Gene: emp2
Product: epithelial membrane protein 2
Exons: 5
Coding region: 408-905 (165 amino acids)
Cellular component (GO): plasma membrane
Source: RefSeq, a predicted model, not a curated record
GCGCGCUCACGACAGCCGGUCCACAGAGCGUGCGUCUUUAACUUUUCUGCGGGACUAGCAGUGAGAUCUCCGGCUGCCGUUUUGUCACGUUUGGAGGCUUUAUUUCCAAAACUUUUUUUAUUUUACCAUCCCUCAAUUUCCCUUUAAUUUCCCAUUAACACACAACACCUGGAGCUCCUCACAGCUUUGCUUCCUCCUCAGUCAAAACUCGACUCCUUUCAUGUGAAGGACCUUGAUCCACACCUGCGAACCAGCCUUUGUGACAGCCAGCAUAGACACACACAAGCAAACAUCCAGCAGCACUGUCGUCCACCAAAAGCUGAAGCAAUCAGCCCGUGAGAGACGCAGACAGCUACUGAAGCAGCCUGUGGGAUAUUUUACGGGCCUGACCAGACAGAGGGGCAGCCAUGUUGAUCAUCUUAGCCUUCAUCGUCCUCUUCCACCUGGCUGCGGCCAUCCUCCUCUUUGUUGCAACCAUUCACAAUGCGUGGUGGGUGGUGACGCCAGUUGGACAGGAAGUGAUACACGCUGACCUGUGGUACUCCUGCAACUCCACCUGCUAUCCUCUGCAGAACAGCCAUACUCCUGAUGCAGCAUAUCUGCAGGCGGUCCAGGCUACCAUGAUCCUAGCCGUCAUUUUAUGUUGCGUCAGCUUCUUCGUCUUCAUCCUCCAGCUCUUCAGGCUCCAACAGGGAGAAAGAUUCAUUUUCACCGCUAUUAUCCAGCUAUUGGCCUCUCUAUGUGUGAUGAUGGCAGCUUCCAUGUACACGGCUCAGAAAGACAGCUUCCACUCGAGCGAUCUUAAGAAAGGCUCCUACGGUUCCUCCUAUAUCCUGGCCUGGAUCAGCUUCCCCAUGACUCUCAUCAGCGGCCUCAUGUACCUGGUGCUCAGGAAGCGCAAAUAGAUGUGAUAAGCUUGACGCACGGGCAUGAAGAUUUUAUAGAAUACAAACAGGAACACUUGGACACACAUGCGUAAAGACAUACACUUUUCCUCAACAACCAUGCAUGCAAACAUUCUCUCACUAACCAUUAGAUGUUAUAAUACCAUUGGAGAUAAGGAAAUACAGCACAAAUCCACAAUAACUUCAAAUCUCAGGCUCAGAACUAGACAAUUCACCAAAGAAAAAAGCAUUCAGCAACACAUUUUGUACACUGUACACACUCAAAACCCCAAGUAGUCACACACCCUUCUCCUUCCUGAUGGCACAUUGUUCUCACUGAAUGUGGCAAAGGUACACAAGGACUCUCUAAACACAGAGUUUGUUAAGUUGUCAGGCUGCACUGUAUACUUUAUUUCUGGAUUAAAGCAUCAGAAACACAGCUGAUGGUUGACUGGAGAGACCCUCUGUGACAGCCACUAAAAUAUGUUGCUGUAAACGUUUUCUCAUACGAACGCCAGACGGUAUCAGGAGAAUCAGGUCCACACACUGACUUUCACACAUGUGGCACACAACAGGAGUUAGUCCGUGUCAGAGGCGUUCUCACCUACCUAUACUCAGUUUGGUUUAGGCGAGGGGUGGCGCCUGGGUAGAGCGUGCAGGAGGCAGGGCAUGACACGGAUCACGCUGCAGUCACGUAGCUGGCUUCGCAAUUUGAUCAUAAACAACAGAGUCUCUUGCUGUCCCUUGAAUUCGUCUGACAAUUUUGGCCUCGGCCCUUGCUAGAAGAAGUUCCCUUAUCUCGUCAUCUCUCGUUGCCGUCUUCAUGUAAAUGACCUUCUUCUUCAUCCUAAGAUGGUUUCGCAUGAGCCUCAAGAUAGAAACGUCUUUCACAUGCCCACUUGCUCGCUGUGAAUUCUCCGCUUUAUUUACACAUGGGCUCAAUCUGACAUCACACUGUCUUUGUAGGGAGCUGGCAGGAUGAAGUCAGUUUGAUAUCCAGUUUAAUUGAUUUGGGCAUUUGCCUUCUCACAUAAUGUCUGCGUAAUGUCUUGAUAAUUUCAGGUUCACAGGGCACGUGUGAAAGGGGCUCAUGAUUCAUAUUUUGUUUGAAAAGUUAAAUCAUACUUUUGCCAGCUAGGUGCCGGAUAGAUUCAUUUACAGGAAGUUGAGGUCAAAUCUAAGCAUUACAGAUCAGCACCACACAUGCACCCUGCUGCAUUCAGCACACACUCACUGCUCUGGAUAGAAAAAGGUCCCUGAGGCUCCUUGCUGCAUUUCGUGAGAACAUGCCCUCUCAAUCCUCUCCUCCCUUUGCCCCCUAGCUACUACACAGGACAUGAGCAGUGUUCCAACAUACUGAUUUGUCUCCUCGUCCUGCUUCCUAUUCAUAGGAAGGAACCUGUCUGAAAUAUCUGAUGACAAAGGAUAACAGUCGAAGACAAGUGGGGAGAUUUGUCUUACUGGGACUUUCCAAGAGGUCCAUACUCUUUUUUUGUGAAUCUAUAGUCAACUGAAUUAAUUUUGUACAUAUUUGCUGUGUAUGUAUAGUUAAGGUUACUGCCAAAAGCUUAUUUCUAAGACUGAAAUACUAAAAUUAUAUAUAUAUAAAAGACAAAAAAAGAGAAUCUUAUGUUAACCAUAGCAUACAGGAUGUGUAGUGAGGCACUAGUUUAGGUAUAAUAUGCAGGAUUUUAACUCGUUGUUUGUAUUCUUCUGUUACUGACUUGUGUUUUAAUGGUGAAAAAGGAACCAAUGAUGUGCUGUGAUAUUCGGGAUUUGAAAUGACAACGUAGGAUCACGCAAACUUGAAAUAAGAAUUUCUUUGUUACUAUUAUGCUUCUUUGUUCACAGCUCCACUGAAAAAAAGACAAAGCUAUUUAUUGUUUAAAACCACUGUUGUGUAUUUUAGCAUCAUGUGACUGAGGAUGUAUAAAGUAAUUAAGGCUUGCCAUAUUUUUUCCCUCUCUCGCCGGGCUACUGUUUAUUUGGUCCAUUAGUGAAACAUCUCUAUCAACCCUAUGCACAUGUGUGCUCUGGAAUUUAACAACAAUAAAUGUGCCAUUGUACUGUACACUGUAAAAUCUGAGAAGUUGAUCUUACUUUAAAAAAAUCUAGGUAAUCGAAUGCCUUAAAAAAAAAAAGGUAAGUAAACAUAACUAUAAAUCUAUCUAAAAUCUAUACAAAAUUGUUAAGUUUCCUUAAAAUGUAGUUUUAUUCACACAUCAUUUUAAGUUGCAACAACUUAAUUUUGUGAAGUUGCUGCAUGGAGUUAUCCAAGCUCCAUCAUAUGCCAAAUCCUCUCUGACAUGAUUACAUUAUUUCAGACUAAACUGGUUCACCAAGGUUGCUAGAAAGAUCAACUUAAUGUUACUUGUCUUUUUAAGUUGCUAAGUUGUUAAGUUAAUAUUGUGUGUUAAGUUGUUACAUUCGAAAAACGACAAGUGAAAUCAACUUCUACCUUGAUGUCUUACUUGUUUAGCUUAUUCUAACUUGUCAUUUUUAAGUUGCAACAAUGUCAUAUUUUGAAGUUGUUGCAAGUUAAAAAUGACAAGUUUAAAUUGCAACAACUUCAUAUUAUGAAUUUGUUGCGACUUAAAAAUGACACGUGAAAUCAACUUGCUCUACAUUAUUGUCUAACUUGUUUAGCUUGUUCUAACUUGUCAUUUUUAAAUUGCAACGUCAUAUUUUGAAGUUGUUGCAAAUUACAAAUCACAAAAUUACAAAUUUAAGUUCCAACAACUUCAUAUUAUAAGUUUGUUGCAACUUAAAAAUGACAAAUCAACUUGUCCUACCUUAUUGUCUAACUUGUUUAACUUGUUGUCAUUUUUUUUAAAAAUCGCAACAACUUAAUAUUGUGAAGUUGUGCAACUUACAAAUGACAAGUGACAUUAACUUAAAGGUGAUAGCUACAAGUUUAAUUGUAUUGACGAAUGCUCGUGGACUUUUUUUUUUUUUUUUUUUU